AUGCCUGGUGAUCGAAAAAAUUUUGAAGUGAUAGAAUUAUCGAUGCUAAAAAAGCAUAUAUUUUUCCCACUCUCUGGUUUGGGAAAUUUCACUGCACAAACCGUAUUGUACCCAUUUGUUUUGCUGCGCACACGGCUCCAGUUGCAAGAGGGUGCUCAAGUUUACCGUGGUCUUAUACAUGCUCUUUCUUCUGUCAUUAGAGAAGAGGGUUUUCGAGGAUUGUAUAGUGGUUACUUAGUCAGGUCAUUCCACAUAUUUUCAGGUACUAUUUAUGUUUCAACGUAUGAGGUGGCGAGACAUGCAUGUUCUGUUUUUCCAGCUUUAAGUCCAGUUCAUCGAUCUUUUAUCGGUGGUGGAGUUGCUUCAUGUGUUGCUCAGAGCUUUUUUGUUCCUGUUGAUGUUGUGUCUCAACACUUAAUGGUUUUAAAUCGUAAUCGCUUCCAUGCCAACAUGUCUUGCAUUUCAUCAACUAAUAUAAAGGAUUUUCACCCACUUACUCCAGUUCAGUUAAGCCAAAGAGAAAUGGAUUCCAACUGGGGUCGUCUUCGUGGCGUGAUUCGUUAUAUCAAACAAACUCAUGGGAUUAAAGGUUUCUACAAGGGUUAUUUAAUAUCCAUGUGCACUUUUGUUCCCAGUUCGGCACUUUGGUGGUCUUUUUAUGACAAGUUCUGUAUUCUUAUCCACUUUAUUUCGACGAAAAUAUGGAAAGAGCCUAUUCCAGAUUCGAUGUUAUCACCCUCAAAUUCAGAUUCUUCUCCUAUCCCAAGAUUAAUGAUUCAAUUAGUCUCAGCUCCUCUAGCAGGUAUUUCAUCUGCUGUCAUUGUAAACCCACUUGAUGUUGUUCGUGUUAGAAUGCAGGUUUCACAUAUGCCAUUCAAACAAAGUGCUAUUAAUCUAUGGCAAACUGAAGGAAUCCGUUGGUUUUCUAAAGGUUUAUCCGCACGACUUGUUCAAACAACAAUCUACUCAUUUUGGCUUGUCUUAGUCUAUGAACCUAUGAAAAUAUUCUGUUUAAAAGAUGAUUAUCGUGAUAGAUUUUAUGCUUUACAAACGGAUAG
Molecule: messenger RNA, 1058 nt
Organism: Trichobilharzia regenti
Lineage: Eukaryota; Metazoa; Platyhelminthes; Trematoda; Strigeidida; Schistosomatidae
Source: the annotation of a GenBank genome assembly